Rhizophagus irregularis DAOM 181602=DAOM 197198 is the source of this 1495-nucleotide messenger RNA. RefSeq lists its product as uncharacterized. NCBI's taxonomy places the organism in Eukaryota, Fungi, Glomeromycota, Glomeromycetes, Glomerales, Glomeraceae. Gene Ontology annotation, cellular component: membrane. The record is from RefSeq and is a predicted model, not a curated record. Gene Ontology annotation, molecular function: monoacylglycerol lipase activity.
CAAAUUUUUACUGUGGCCAAAAUAAGAGUUUGCAAAUCGGUUACACAAACUAGUAUCAAUGUUAAAUGUGAAAUCCGCAGAUAUUAUUUCUUUACAAUGUCGGGAAAUUUCAGUUCUGAUUCACUUAUGAAUUUUCUUAAUACAACUUAUAGCAUAUUAAUUGAACCAUUUUUGAAAUUGUUCAAUGUAUCUCAGAAAGACUUGACUUACGGAAGAGCCUUUCUUCCUUAUUCUCCUACCGAACAAAUCGUUCGUUCCUCACCUUAUCUUUAUUCAGAAUAUAGACUCCCUUUCUCUUUCAAUGGCGCAAAAGACAGUUUUAUUCAUUAUCAAAUCUGGUAUUUACCAACUGCUAAAGUGCAACGUAAUGCAGACGUUUUAUAUGUUCAUGGAUUAAACGAUUACGGGGGCCGUUUUUCUGAAAAUUGUAUUCCAAUAUUAGAGGCAGGUUUUCGUGUUAUCGCACUGGAUUUACCAGGUUUUGGUCGAUCUAGUGGAUUACAUGCAUAUGUUACUGAUUGGCAAGACUUUAUAAAAGCAACCAAACUUGUCGUAGAUCAUGUCAAUGAAAAAAAUGCAGAAGAAAAUUGUCAAAGAAAAUUGAUUUUAUUUGGCGGGUCUCUUGGUGGAUUGAUUAUUAUAGAUUAUUCUAUUAAACAUCCAAAUACAUUUGACUUUUUAUGUAUACAGUGCCCAUUAAUUCAUGUUGCUAAUCAGAGUCGACCUAGUAAAUUUGCUGAAAUUGUUGCUAAAUUAAUCGGUAAUUCUCCUUUAGGUCGUUUACCUUUAGUAGCUGCACAUCGCGGAAAAAGUAGUUCUGAUCCGAAAGUUAUAGAGAGAUUUCUCUCGGACCCACAAACUUAUCAUGGAAAUUUAAGAGUAGCUACAGGUUUGACAUUAUUGUACGCUACUGAAUGGAUACAAACAAAACUUGGAGAAGUUCGCAAACCUUUUUUUGUACAGCAUGGUUUAUGUGAUCGCGUUACUUUAUGUGAUGGGACUAAAGAUUUAUUUGCUCAAGCACAAACCCCGGAAGAUCAAAAGACUAUGUUGUUGUAUGAGCAAUGUGAACAUGACAUGUUUAGAGAUCCAUUGGCAGGGGAAAGAGUUUUGAACGAUUUUAUAAAUCGGCUAAUUCAAACAGCGAAAUAAAGAUAAUUAUGAUAAUUAUAGACACAUUAUUAUUAUUAUUAUUCCAUUGAUACCUGAGAAUAACUAAAUUAAUUAUUCAGGGAGGGAAUAAGGGAAUAUCAGUGAGUAUGGAGUUUCUAUUAAUAUUGAUAGGUUCUCAAUGCAAAUAAUUAUGGAUUGAUAAAAAAUUCCAUUGGUAUAUUUGUUAGUAAUAAAAUUUUCCUUAUAUAUUUAGAGGUAUUACAUUAUAGCCAAAAUUGGUAAGUCACACACAACCGUGACUUUUUAUAAAUCAAUUCCAUAUAUAUAUAAUUAAAACGUGUUAAAUAACCAAAAAAAAAUUUUAUAAUAAAACUAACGAGUA